AUGGCAAACAAAUGCGAAGACUUACCAGAAGAAUGCUGGGGAAUAAUACUCCAAAAACUCGAUCAUCACUCGCACUUUCAAUCUCUCUCGUUAGUAUCGAAAUCAUUUCUCGCCCUCACUAAUCGCUUCCGGCUCAAUUUCACACUCACUAACCAAACUAUUGCCCUCCACGGAACUAUCUCCAAGUUUCUUAACCGAUUCAGCCACCUCAAAACCCUAGAUUUUAGCCAAUUCACAGGAAAUCUUGAUACGAUUCUCGAUACUGUGUUUAGUUGUGGUCUGAAAAUCGAAUAUCUAGAUGUUUCGAAUCAGGAGAAACUUCCGGUUUUGACAAAGAAUAUGAGGACUUUGAAGGUUUUCAAGUGCUCGUAUUUAUGUUGGUUGUGUGAUGCUGAUUUAGUGGCGAUAUCUGUUAUGUUACCCUUUUUGGAAGAGCUGGAUAUUAGUUAUCCGACAGAUAAUGAAUUUGAUUCGGAUUUGAAAUUGAAUGAGGUUGCGGUCACGGAUGCUGGAAUUGAAGCGUUGUGGUCUAGCAUAAGGAAAUUGCGGAAAGUUAAUAUUUCGGGGAAUGAUCAUAUCACGGAUUGUUCUGUGGUUGGUUUGUCGAUGAAUUGUUUGCUGUUGAGUGAGAUUGUCAUGCUUGAUUGUUCCUUAAUAUCACACAAAGGCUUUUAUUCUAUUUUGUGCAAUUGUCAUCACUUGAAUGUUAUUUCGGCAAACAGGAUGCAGGUUUCUCCACGUAUUUCAUCAACAACUUUGUGUUCACUUGAUUUAUCUGACACUGGUAGUAUUUCUGAUGAGUUUCUCGUAUCAAUAGCAAAAGCUCGUUGGCCUUUAAAAAGUCUAUCUCUUUGUCAUUGUAUGGGUUUCACAUUCUUUGGUAUUUCACAGCUUUUGUGUGCUUACCGAUCUCUCAAGAACUUGGCUCUUGUAGACGUAUUUUUCCUUACUGAUCAAUUUGUUAGCAAAUUAGCUCAGUAUCUUGUAAAUAUAGUUUCUAUAAACCUUAGUGACUCUGCACGUUUGACCACCGCAACAUUUGUCACACUUGUCACCAAGUGCCCUUUACUGGAACACAUUAAGAUGAGGAAAACCUCUGUUGGGGAAGUAGGCAACUUCUUGAGAGACCAAGGGAUAGUGAGAAACAAAAGAAUCAAGUCUCUUGACUUGUCAAAGAACUUUGGUUUAGGUGAUAAACUACUUUUAUAUAUAGCUUUAGCUUGCCCUAACAUGGAGCUGCUCAACAUUUCCUCUACAUAUCGCACCACAGAGGUAGGAAUCGCUGAUGUACUGAAUAUCUGUCGUGGACUUGAGAGUUUGCAAAUUACUCACUGCAGAGCAAUUAGUAGUCUGGGAAGAGGCUUGAAGCUUCCCAAAUUGGAGGUUUUAGACGUUGCUACUUCAGGGUUUGGUGAUGAAGGGUUGAAAACAAUUUCGCAGAGAUGUCCGGGGCUUCUAAGGUUGGACAUGCAGGGUUGUGUUGCAGCAACAACACUGCAGGUAGAGGAACUUAUUAAAAUGUGUGAAAGAUUGAGGGAGAUAAAUUUAAAAGGGUGUCAUUCGGUAGAAAUUUUGUCCGUUGCCACCUGGAUCGUAUCUUUAAGGAGAUCGUAUCUGAAAGUGAUUCCCCCAUCUAAGUCGUCUUUCAGUAACUGUCGCAAACAUCUAUGGAGUCAUGGCUGUCUGCUUGAAUAG
Daucus carota subsp. sativus is the source of this 1695-nucleotide messenger RNA. Its product is annotated as EIN3-binding F-box protein 1. The record is from RefSeq and is a predicted model, not a curated record. The coding region runs from base 1 to 1695 and encodes 564 amino acids. The transcript has a single exon. Gene Ontology annotation, biological process: SCF-dependent proteasomal ubiquitin-dependent protein catabolic process. Gene Ontology annotation, molecular function: protein binding. Gene Ontology annotation, cellular component: SCF ubiquitin ligase complex. NCBI's taxonomy places the organism in Eukaryota, Viridiplantae, Streptophyta, Magnoliopsida, Apiales, Apiaceae.